Molecule: messenger RNA, 3238 nt
Organism: Xiphophorus couchianus (Monterrey platyfish)
Lineage: Eukaryota; Metazoa; Chordata; Actinopteri; Cyprinodontiformes; Poeciliidae
Gene: casp3a
Product: caspase 3, apoptosis-related cysteine peptidase a
Exons: 6
Coding region: 159-1007 (282 amino acids)
Biological process (GO): neuron differentiation; keratinocyte differentiation; positive regulation of neuron apoptotic process
Cellular component (GO): death-inducing signaling complex; cytoplasm
Molecular function (GO): cysteine-type endopeptidase activity
Source: RefSeq, a predicted model, not a curated record
ACGUACUGGGCGGGUAAGGGCAGCUAAAUGCUUCUCUACUCGCUCUUGUCGACGUCUACGUCUGUGUGCCUUUUUAUUUCGCAGCUGGUUCCUCUGGUAAGCGCUCAGGGCGUGUAGUUUCUCCGUCCCGGUUUGCGCUUUUUAUCCUGUUCAGAACUAUGUCCGCAAGUAGACCAGGUCCUGAAGGGGACGACACAGACGCGAGGCGAGACGAUGGAAAACAGCCAGCGGGAUCUUUGUCUGCUCCUUCGCCCAUGGACGUUGAUGCUAAGCCCCACUCCCACAGCUUCAGAUACAGCCUCCGGUACCCCAACAUUGGCCAGUGCAUCGUCAUCAACAACAAGAACUUUGACCAGCGCACAGGUAUGAAUCAGCGAAACGGCACUGACGUUGACGCAGCCAAUGUGUGUAAAGUGUUUACAAAGUUGGGCUAUGCAGUGAAGAUUUACAAUGAUCAAACAACCGAUCAGAUGAUGAAGAUUUUAAGUGCAACAUCUACGCACGAUCACAGCGACUCCGCCUCGUUCGUCUGCGUUCUGCUGAGCCACGGCGAUGAAGGCGUGAUCUACGGUACCGAUGGCCCGGUGCAGCUCCAGAGUCUUACUUCAUUAUACCGAGGCAAUCGCUGUAAAACUCUGGUGGGAAAACCCAAACUUUUCUUUAUCCAGGCAUGCAGAGGCACCGAUCUUGAUCCGGGUAUUGAAGCCGACAGUGCAGACGAAACCACAAAGAUCCCUGUGGAAGCAGACUUCCUCUACGCCUUCUCCACCGCUCCAGGCUACUACUCCUGGAGGAACACGAUGACUGGCUCUUGGUUCAUCCAGUCGCUGUGUGACAUGAUCAGCAAAUACGCAAAGGAACUGGAGCUUCUGCACAUCAUGACACGAGUAAACCACAAGGUGGCAGUAGAGUUUGAGUCUGUGUCCAAUUCACCAGGGUUUAACGCCAGGAAGCAGAUCCCAUGCAUUGUGUCCAUGCUGACCAAAGAGAUGUAUUUCUGCCCUUGAUGUUGAAUUCUCAGCAGAAACCUGAGCUUGGCAGACGUGAUUACAGAUCGAUUGUGCUUUUCCACGUGAUUUCAGGUGAACAUUUCACUUCUUAGGAGAAAAUGUGACGCUUCAGGAUAUUUUUAAUUUAAUAGGCUUGGGAUUAUAGGUUUCUCACUUUGUGUUGUGUAUGUCUGACAUGAAUAGUGUUCAGUAUUUUAUAUGACAUGUACUUGUUUUUUUUUAUUAUUAUUAUUUAGUUUUUCAGAAUUUAUGUAAUUUUAUUUUAUUUUUUUAAUCAUUUUCAGGCUAAACCCAAACAACAGGCAUCUAGUUUCACUCUGCCUUCUCGUACCUUUAAACAAACCAAUUUCAUAUUUAGUUACUGAGUUUCGGUAAAUUUCUUUAGGCUGUUGAGCGUUCUGAAAAGUCAUGGAGAUGAGCAUAAAAACACUUCCUUUAUAAAUAGUUUUCUCAAUCUUUUAUACUGCAUCCUAUUUCCACUGAUUGUGGUUCUGAUCUCAGAUCAGGCCUGUCUGCUCUUAUUAGAGAGGAUGGAUUUUGCUCCUUGAUCAGGGAGUCACAAUAUUGGGAAAUAGGAGUGUUAUUAAGUAAUGGGAUGCAUUUAGUUAGCAUUGCAGGAUUAUUUGAAUUCAUCCACAAUAAAGGACGGAAUGAAUGGCCUGUAUUAGAUCAUGUCAGCCCAUCUUGGUAGGAUUUAAGUUCAGACUUUGACUAUGCCAAUGCUGAGGUUGCAGACUGAUGGCUGAACUUUCACUUUCAGGACUUUUUAUGUUAUUUUUGUUGUUGUUGUUAUUAUAAAGCAGAAUUCAUCACUCAGUAACAGUUAUCUAGGUCCCGAAGCAGUCCCAGACCAUCACACUGCCACCAACGUGUUUCACUGUGUGUUCAAUGUUCUUUUUCUUAAAUGCCGUUAGUUUUACACCAGAUGUCACACAACACACAGCUCUUUCAAAAGAAUCCGCUUUUGUCUGAAUGUUUUUCCAACAGUUUCAUGGAUCAUUGAAAUGUCUUUUUUUUUUGGGACGUUGGAGGGGAGGGUCAUAAUUAUUGAAUCAUGACCUCUGACCUCAGUAGAGGCAGGAAGGCUUGCAGUUCUUUAGAUGUUCUGGGAUCUUUUUGACCUCUUAGAUGAGCCGCUGGAGCGUUCUCAUUGUAACUUUGGCUCUAACUGUAGUUUGAUCUCCAUAUACAGUGAGACUGUCAGAUGGUAGAUGGAGGAAUGGAUGGUGGAAGUAAACCCAACAGAGUGGUUAGCUAGUUAACUUGUGAUUUAACAAGUGGAGUAAUUCUAAACUUUAUUUUGUAUUCAGUAGAAUUAUCUUUGCCAGCACAAUCUGCUUUAAAUGAGUACAAAUACAGUGAAACUCUGUGAAGGACGAAUGUUUUUUCAUGACACUGUAUGCUCUAUGUGGCCAUCAAGACCAGCGAAACUCCAACUGACCAGUUCUGAGUGAUCUGUGCAACUUCACUGUUUACACUCUACACACUUCAGGGAAAUACCUUUUUCAGCCAGUUUGACCGUUUUUGUACUUGUCUAAUCAUAAAACUGUCGAAAUGUAUCUGCACACAAUCACAUUUUGUAAAGGCGGCAAGUCUUUUUUAAAGCUGUAUUCUCUGUUUCACCAGACAUUAAAUUGCACAAUCAUACUGCGAACAAUAAUGUAAAAGCGUCGCCAGGCUUUGGUGGAUAAUGUGUAACACAACCAAGAGCGGCAUGAGAGCUGUAACGAAGCUCGCAAUCGACUUUAAAACCUUGAAUUUCUGAUUAGUUUUUCUUCCUGUAGUGAAAUUUACAUUGAUGAAAUUGACUGAGUCUGUGCUCCGGUUAAAUGUUUUUUUUAAAAUUGGUUACAGAAGCCACGGAAGCCAUUCACCAAAUGUUGUGAUAAUAGUUUUCUUGCCUUAAAACCUUUUGUACCAGUUUAUUUAAAUAAUCUGACCAAAACAACUCCAUUUAGGCCUCAAGAAGGGAAACCGUUGGAUUGUUGUACUUCUAUCAUUUUUCUAGGUUCUCGUAAAUUUACACGUUUGCAUGCUAAGCACACUCUGGUUUCAGGAAGUGCUCUUUUGUGAGAAUCCACUUACAAUAAUGACUUGUUUUAGUUUCCUCAAUUUUGAAAGGUGGACAGUUUUUACAUUUGUAAUGUACAACAUCACUGUUUAUCAGCAGCUGCAUCACGAGCUUGAUGGAAUGUUUUUGUUCUUCUAAAUAAACUCUUUCACUCAUA